UCUUGCCUUCAGCUGAUUUGUAAUACUGACAAGGAACGGAACAGCUGAACAUCAACUUUUUGUGCCAUAUUUACUGCUUGCUAAUACCAGUCCGAAAAUAUUUCUCUGCAUUCGCUCGUUUCAUGCAAAGGUCUUCUAUGACCCUGUCAACUAUGUGACAGGCUUGAAAAAUGUCUUGGUUUUUAUUCUUGUAACUUUUUACCAGAGGUCGUAGAGGCUCUAUCCCGUUCAAAAUCUUGUGCCUUUAUUUUGGUUUUUGAGUCGCAGAACCAUUCUUCUUCAAAGCCAGUGCGUAGCGCAUCAUAAAACACGCUGUAGAGUUGGGGCUUGAAGAUAGACUCUAUUACUGCAACAUGAUGACGUUCGACCAAACAAGUGCGUGAAAGUUUGACUAAAUCAUUUAUCUGUAUUCCUGCGAGGUCCAUUACAUCUCCGGAGUGUGUCAUUUACUGUAUGACCAACCAUUUUAGCGUAAUAGUUAAAAUAUUCAAGCAAUUUUCCAGGAAAAAGGGCACUUUUCCCCUUUUGAGAAAAAGGGCAGGGGUCUGGACCCCCAGGACCCCCCCCGUAGUUGCGCGCCUGGGAGAUGCACGAGACACGACAGCAGCUUUCAGAGGUGUUCUCUGCGUGGUACAAUUAUACCUACAUAAGACGUCGUGCUCUUAAGGAAUUUGAACUGACAAAGCAGAAUAAAAUCUUCAGAAAAUGGAUGCAAGAAUACAACAAAUCUUGAGAGACGGCAAACUAGCGUUGAUUUGGGAACACAAACGAUUUCAACGGGCCUAUGAUACACGUUAAGCUGAUAUUUUCAAAAAUGAUUUGGAUAUAUCAUUGCCGUUAUUUUUAAAAACUCUUGAAAAUUCUCUCAAAAUUUUUUUGACAACACUUUUCCUGACUUUCUCACAUCUAAAAACUUCUGCAUAGAGUCUCUUUGUCUUUAGUUGCAUUUUCCUUGUCGAUUUUUCUUUUUAAAAUUUAUCCGAUUUGAAAAUGAUCUUACCGUGGGGAUAUCUUAUGUAUGGCCUAACACGAAGACCUUAUCUUCUACGCAACUAGCUUUCAUGAGUGCAAUAGACUUUUUGCAAGUACUGGCUUUUCAUGAUAGACCCGACUUUUAAGAAUUAAAGUUGUACAGAAAAUCCUAGGUUUUGUAUGCAUUGUAAUUAAUACGAAUAAAUAUAUUUCAAAUUACUAGACUUCGUGAAUGUUUGUUAUUAUUUAUAUCAUUGUAAAUAACAACACUGUGAAAGAUAUUGAUAGAAACAAGUUUUGUGCUUAUAAAUUUUGGAAAUAAUUUUGAUUUGAAUUUUUGACUAUGCUGUAGAUAAAUUGAUUGAGAAGAGAUAUAAGUAAAUAUGCUAAUCUGGCCGCCAUUUUAUUCUUAAGCCUUAUGACAUGAAGACAAUUUCAUAUAUUGGACGAGCUUAUGCUUGAUGGUUUGCUUAAGGUACAGGACGAUGGAGAGCCCUCCCUUUCCCCAUGAAUACUCUAAUGAUUAAUAUAUAAAACUAUGAAAGCCCUAACGUAAUUUUAGCAAACCAAUUUCAGAUAACUGGCAACUCGGUUUCUGUUUGGCUUGGCUACUAGUUUUCCAUCGCCUCUAAACGAUUGUAUAUUAAUUUUACAGUAUAUUCAACGCAGAAUUCUCGCGUUUUUACCGCAUAUCUUGAGCUUUCAUCGCAUUGGUUUUAAAUUUGACGUCACUGAUAACCAAAGAAAUCUCACGUCACAUUAAAAGAGCUUCGAUGUGAAUUCGCUUCAAUUCUGGUUGAGUUACCGUUGAGUGAGGACCGUUUUGCCGUUUAGGUGAAAUUUCGCUGCUUACCUCUGCGUAUUUGGAGGAAAUCGAUCGUGUUUCAGCUUUAAGCUGAAUCGAUUUACUUUUAUUUAGUAUUCUUUAUUAAUUUUACAAAUUUUAUUGGAAGUUUCAAGUCAGAAGUUGAGAAAUCUCGGACCAGAGCGAGACAGGUUGGUAUCUCAUUCAAGUCAAACUUCUUUUUCAAAUCACAAAUUCUUACCAAAGAACAACUUAAAGCUAAGAUGUAUUAAAGUAAUACUUGGUGUGUUUAAUUUCUUUCACUAGGAAAAGAGUUUUCUUAUUGAUUUUUGCAAGUUCUCAGGUUUUCUGAUGUUGACUUGAUCUACUAUCUACUUCAGGAGAGCGGUUCGUUUUCGAAGCCCAAGUCACCCUUUGGAAGGGUACACACGUGCAUUCCCUUGACCCUCUAUCGUGUUUAGGUAGGGGCAAGGAAAGAAUGUCGUGUUCAGAAGAGGACGAGGUCAUAAACCUUGAAGAUUCUGCAAAUUCUGAAGGUAAGACGGGGCUGAAAGGCGUACACCUGCAACCUGAUGUCGUUAAUAGCUGCGAUUGGAUUGAAGGCAAGAGCAAUGCGACAAGAAAACCAGUCCGUGUGAAGUGGUUUGUGCCACCACCAGUGGUGCAACCGGCUGGGAAUACGGAACAAAAUGAAGACAGAGAAGGUCAGAUAACUGACAGUUUGAAAGCUACAAGUGCCAAUACCUUUGAUGUUAAGGAAGAAAGCAAAGAGGCUUCCUGGCAGAAAAGCCAAGAGCUGAAGAAAAAGAGGCUUAGAUGGCAAUUAGAGAAAUUAAGAACAACGGAGACUGCCACUAAGCACGAAAAUUUGUACCCAGAAGUAAAGGAGGUACAUGCCAAAGCGACACAGACACUCAAUACCCAAAGCCGAAAAGGGCUGGACGAGAAGAUGAUGUAUAAGAUGAAAGAAAAGCAACUGAGCCAACAGGUUGAUCAGCUAAAGAAGGAGCUAGCGAUGUGCAAAAAGAAACUGGCCAAAGAAAUACGCAACUUUGAGAAGCAGGAAGUAAGGAGGUUGCUAACAGCAGACAAGUCAGUUCUAGACUCUGAAAAUGAAGACAUCAUCGUGGAAGGGAAAGGCCAAUUGGAAAACCGCUGCUCUGUUUCUGAGAGCGAGAAGAAAGACCUGAAAGAGAGACUUGAACAGUCUGAGUCUGAUAAUGCCCGAAUGAAGAGAGAGCUGGAUGAUUUGGCUGCUAAGUUUAAUGCAAUGCAAAGAAACAUGGAAAUUGCAAAGCCUCUGAGUUCGGGAAUUCAAGGAGAGGCUGUAAAGAAUAUCGAGGCUUAUGAAUCAGAGUUCGUCGAUAAAAUAGGGUUGGUUCUCGAUAAAACUAUAUCUAAUCGCAGCCAAGGCGAAAUUGGUGCUGGAGAUGAUCAAUACAAAAAGGGUAAUUAUUGAAGAAUUCAUAAUCAUAUCUUCGUGAGUCAAUUGACGGCUUUUAAUUAAAAAUUCUUCGAAAUUUCUUUGAGAAUCCAAAAAGGGUUUCUUCUAUUUCGUAGCUAAGUUUCAACCUAGCUGUAAAAACGAUUUUUAGACAUUUCAGCCUCAACUUGAGCAAACCAUACAAGUGUAGAAUUUUUCGACUUUUGUUUCGAUCUCCUUAUUACCAUGAACGUUUUUGCUCAACUUCAACUAACCAAUGAUUUGAAUUGUUCUGAAAUUUAGACAAACAUUGCUCUUUUAGGUUCAAAGAAUCGAAGUUACUUGGAUCGAAGGGAGCAAGAGGUUUUGUCAAGGGGUGGAUUUAUCCAUCAUGUCGAUGACCUCUCCAACAAGAGUGAUGACGAAAUCAGCUUGGGAGAGUUUUCACCUCGUAGUAGAGACGAGGCCUCUACUAAGAAAGGGAAAUGGAGGUUGAUAACGAAGACAAAACGUAUGAGGGAGACUGGAUACGACAGUUGUGAGGGUGAUGAUAUUUCUUUCAAAGGACAAGGGUUGGUCCUGGGAGCUGUUACGUACAGUGAGAGCAAGACCAAUCUUGUUAAGAUAAAGAAAGGAACUUUUCGCAGAAAGGAAAGGUAUAAAAAGGUUCAUUAUACCAUGGAGAAGAAAAAAGGCCUCAUGAGCUUUAUCCGUGACUGGAAAAUGAAAAGGCGUCUGAAGAAAACUCGGGAACCAGAAGUGUCAGCCAGCAGAGAUACAGUCGAAGGACCUGGUACAGAUAAUGACGUAGUUCCCAUUAGAAGUAAUUACAGUGAGACAAACCUUUGUCGCAAACAGGGAACCUUGUGGGAUGGCCUGCAGGGAAGUCUAGAGCAGUGGGGUAUUCAAGACAAUGCUCUUUCUGAGGAUAGUAGUGGGUCAAAGGAUCACAGAAUUGUGGCACAAAGGCAAGCAGAGAGACCUGCGAAACCCGAGAGUUCUAAAAAAGAAAAGGAAAUGAACGGAAGAGUAAAGAGAGAAGAUCUCAAGAGAAAGGGGUUGCUAAGCAGUUUGAGAGGAUGUUUUGGAGGUAGAAAAGGCAAAGUGUCAGACUGCAAUAGUGAAACAUAUGGGGCAGAGAAUACCCCGUAUAAAGAUGACACAAAGUCUAGUACAAGGACUGCAUCUAUGGAGUCAAAAACAGAAGUUCGCCGUAUUUUGUUUUCUGAUCAAAAUGAGCCUAAAAAUGUUCAAGCCUGGGUGUACAGCGCUGACAGUGAUGAAAGUGGGAGUUAUA
Messenger RNA from Rhopilema esculentum, 4497 nucleotides. NCBI's taxonomy places the organism in Eukaryota, Metazoa, Cnidaria, Scyphozoa, Rhizostomeae, Rhizostomatidae. The record is from RefSeq and is a predicted model, not a curated record.